CAAUUUCGCAACGCAGUGAAUCUGUUGUUUUUCCGAGUUUUUCCGCGAUCGCGAAGUGCGCGUUAGAGUUAAUCGCUGUCUGAAAUCCCGUUAAGCUGGAGAAGUGGAAGAGAACGCGCAAUUCCACCAAGAAGAUGGAUGGGCGAGGGGUUGGCGGCGGCGGUGGUGGUGCUGCCACAGGGGGAGGAUCCACCAACAACAAAUCAGCUGUUGGAAAUAGCGCCGCCACUGGAAAUGCCGAUGCAUCUACCGCCGCAGCGGCGCCCGUUGAUAAGCCAACGAUUCUGGAAGGCGUUCUCCACAACAUCUUCGAUGGGCUGAUGGACAAGGAGGAGCAGGUGCGGAUUGCCAUGCAGCAGGCGAUCGUGAAAAUCUUGGAGACCCAUCCGGAGCGGGCUGCAGAGAUCCUUAGCGAACAUCGAUCGCAGCAGCCCAAGAUGACCGAUCAAACAGUGGCCAUGUUGUUGGACUGCAUUCGUCGCGUGGUGGGUGCGGAAACUCCUCUGCCGCCGGCUGCCAAUCAGAAACUUAUUGCUCUGGCACUGCAGGAACUCACCAAGAAUCCCGAGCACGUGCCCCUCAUACAGAAUCCCGCCCAGCGCAUCCUGGUAGCCAUCGGACGGAGCAGCCCAGAGAGUUGUGAGCAGGUGAUGGACGCGCUCCAGGAGAAGGGAACAAGUACAGAAGGUGUGGCUCACUUCAUGCUGAUGCAGUGCCUCGGUCUGCUGGCCACUGAGAAUCCGGCAGGGGUGGUGCCCCACAUAAAGGCCAUAUUGAGCCGUAGUCAGCCACAUCUAGUCGGGAUACGGCAGGAUCACAUCAAGCAGGCACAUGCCUAUGCCAUCGGUAGAUUCAGUGAGGCUCUACUGGAGGAGAGCGGCAAGAAGGAAGAGGAGAACUGCUCCACGGAGAUCAGUGUGGCCUACGAUGUGCUCUUCAAUCAAUGGCUGCACUCGCGGGAGCCAAAGGUUUGCGUGGAGAUACUGCAGGCCCUGUCCAGCAUGUAUCCACUGCUGCCAAAGGACCGGAUUCAGGAUCAGGCCGCCCGAUUGGUUCCCCAGAUCCUGGCGCUCUACCGACGCAGUGUGGACAGGAAUGCCGUGACGCAGUUCCUCUGCUCCGUGUUAAAAACGAAUCUGGCCUUGAAUGCCACAGUCUUGGAUGGCAUAAUUGACGUGUUGGUUAAUCAUUUGUUCGACCUGGUCUGCGUUUAUCCGGACUAUGAGAAACCGCAGACGGUGAAGGGUCACUACGAGGUGCUGCGUUGCUUCCACCUCCUGGCCGGUCAUCAUCCCUACUCCACGCGCAUUAUGGACACCCUGCUAAUCCAUCUGCGGAACAAUAGCGAACGCGAGAGGAUGAAGUCCCUGCUAAUACUCACGCACCUACUCAACUCCUGUGCAGCGAAUAUAGAAAACCGGAUUCCAGCCACCAUUGAGUGCCUGAAGCAACUGAUCCUCAGCGAAAGGGGGAUCAAAAUGAAGCUAACGCUGCUAAAAACCAUUGUGGCUCUCGCCCAAAAGUCCCACAUACGGGACAAGGAGUUUGUGUGGUUCGUGGUGAGGCACAGUUGCCGGUACUCAAAGCCGAGUCAGGAGCACGGCAGCCAGGAGGAGCACGCCAAUCUGGUGCUGAGCUGUGAGAACACCCUGUAUAUGCUGGCCUCCACGGUGGGCACCUUGGAUGAGUUGCUCAAGAGGGAGCUGCUGAACUACUUGAUCCUACUGGACUACACGGAUAUUUGCGGGAAUCUCGCCAAGUGCCUGGCCAGUUUGUUUGCCAAAUCUCCGCACAUAGAGUACGAUAUUGCGGGAGACGAUGCCGUCACGGAGCAAGCCACACCGGAGAGUAUGGGCGCUGCUGGCGAAGAUCGCAGUGUGAUCAAGCGCGGAAAGGUUAUGGUCCCUGGAGCCGAGACGAUUUACGCAAGAUGUCUGGCACUCCUGGGCAAUCAGCAUUGCAUUAAACGAUGCUCGAAUAUUCUGAGUUUUCUGCGAUACUACCAUCCUCAGGUGAAUCCCGCCCUGGAGGAGCUGUGGGAACGAAAGAUACCCGAUCUCCUGUUGCAAAUCAAUAGGGAGAGUGCCUAUCGCCAGCUACUUCACGAUUUUGUGUUGGAAACGAAUGAAUUUCUGGGCGGAUUGGAUGAGAACUUUGCGCAACGGCUGGCCAGUAAGUUGGCGGAUCAGAUGUACUUGUACCCCAUGCAACUACCCCCCUCCGAGUGGCAAUUGCCUGACCUCAGUGCCGAGCGAGGCAUGCUGCUGCAGGCGGUGGCUCUCACCCUUCUCCAGGUGACCGAUGUGGCCUGCAUCCACACCAAGAUCGAUCUCAUUGUGACAACUGCCAGGCAAGAAAGAUUGGACAAGCACGUUAAGCAUGCGGACUACGAAAAGCGCAUUGAACCCUGUGCCAGAGCCUUGGGCUACAUUUCCCGCCAACACUUGGGGCAUCUGAUCAAAAAGCUGACCGAACUGGCCCAAGUCGGUGGGCGAAAGCACUCCACCGGUUUCUUUAGCAAUCUCCACUUCAUCAAGGAUACCCACAAGGAGCUAGAUAACUACAAGAGCAACCUGCUCGUCGUCAAGGCUUUUGGUCGCAUCAUGGACGAAGCCGAUCCGUUACAAUCCAUUCAACACCUGGACGAAGAUGACACAUUGCUGGGCUUCCUCAUCCAACAGCUGGCCGUGCACAAGGACCAAACAAUCAUGUCGGCUAUCCUGCAGACGCUUCUCAGCAUCUGCAACCAGUUGAUAGCCACCAAGGAGCAGCUGCCGGCUCCUCUGCGUCAUCGAAAGCAGAUCAUGGAGACGGUCUUCAACAUCCCCAUCGAGGCGCCCUUCCACGACCUUCCCCUUCUGCCCACCAUUCUCAAACUGGGCACGGACUUUAUACGUAUAGGUGGAUCCGAUACCGAGGAGUGUGUGGACGGCGGGGUGAUCUUCGAGAUCGCGUGCCGCAACUUCUUCGGCUGUGCCCAGCAGCUCAAGAUGAAGUUCGACUCUCAGGAGGAGGAUGAGCGCAACAGCUUCCUGGCAAAACAUCUCAAUGAAUCGCUGCCGCAGUUGAAUGCGCUGGUGAGGGCCAUCGUCGAACUGGAUGCUUCGCCGGCCACGCUGGAUCUGAUUAUUGGCAUCCUAGAGGGCUGGACAAGGGAUCGCAACUCCGAGGUGCGAAUCUGUGCCAGCCACGUGUUCAACAACACCCUCGAUGUCUACAUCAAGUCCAUGAAAAUUGGCUGCGAGGCCCCGUCGAAGUUCAAUCAGACUGGUCAGAUGCUAGGCAAGAUUGUGCCCAGGUGCAUCGAUUCGAAUGGCACGGUGCGGCAGGUGUCCGUGGAGAUCCUGCAGAAGACGCUGGAGAUCGCGUGCAUCUACGAAACCCUGACGAUAGCCAGCAUCGACAGCACUGCCGACUGGCUGAAGGAGAUCGAGGCCAUCAAGGAGCACAUAAUCACCGACGAGCCCAAGCAAAUCUACAAUCUGGCCGGCGAUAUCGCCAAGAUUAUUGCACUGCGUAUCUCCAGCUUUCAGUACCUACAGUUCUGCAAAACUCUACUUCAUUCGCUGCGUGAUCCUGAGCAGAGUUCCACCAUAGGCGCCAGUGUUGUGCUCAAGUUCUUUAUCCAGCUGAAGGGUUCUGAGCUGUUCCACGCCAUUCCCGACCUGGUUCGCGACAGUUUGUUGGCGUUGCAGGUGUGCGAGGUGCCCAGGGCGAAGUCCGGAGUGCUCAAAGCUCUGGUGGCCCUCACCAAGCACCAUCCCAAGUUGGUGUGUGCGGAAAUGCUGUCGCAGCCGCUGCCGUACGACGCCAAUCUGGUGGAGUACUGGCACCUAGUGUGCAACGACCCGGAGUUGACGGGCCUCACGCUGGACAACUUCCUGCAGCUGCUAAGUGGUGCUUCCCUCCAGGAAGGCGGUCAGGAGGCAUAUCUUUCCGAACGCCAGAAAUUAGCCAGCGGACAGCCGUUUGCCAUUUUCUGCGCUCUGCACGAGAUGCUGCCGUGCAAGGAUAUCAAGGGGCAACUGGAAACAAGGUUUGCGGACAUGUUCUGCAUGCUGCUCACUUCGCUGAGCAGCUACACCAACUUGGCUGCACCGAAUCCUGUGAACAAUGCCUCUCUAAGUCCCAACCAGACGCAAUCGGGCAAAACCAAAUUCGGUUUCGUGCCCAACAAGGAGCUGAUCAAGCUCAAUCCCUGCCAAAUAGCACUGGAAACUUUUCAGGCCUUCCUGACCAAUCUAGAAAUGGAGCAAAUUGCCAGCGUGCUGACUGUGAAUACGCAACUGGCGAGCAGCGCGGAUUGGCACAACUACAUCGAAUUGCUGACACCGAUGGCCAUCGGUCUGGGUCAACAGCUGCAGCUGGAAAGUCCGCAGAUGAGGCAACUGGUCAACUCGCUGAGCAAAUAUGUGGCUUCACCAUACGAUGGUCAAAGAGUGGCCGCCGUGGGUCUUUUCUCACGAUUGGUGCCACUGAAACCCACCGGUGAGCUAGCUGCGUCCAUACUGCUCCACCUCGGAGCCGCGCUAUCCGAUCCCAAUGCGGUGGUGCGAGGUCUCAGCAUCCAGAGCAUGGGUUACGUGGGCCAGUUGGGAGAAAAGGAGGCGAAGCGCUACUCGGAAACUGCCAUUGGUGCUCUGUUGAAGGGAGUCGACGACCCGGUGGGCGAUUGCCUAAUCAACAUUCCGCUGGAGAGCAUGCGCGGUCUGUCUGGAAUACUGCGAGCAUUGCCCAGCGAGCGGGUGGAGUCAUUCCACGUCUCCCUCGCCAUCCGGAUUCGACCGUUCCUCGGCAACUAUGCGCUGGAGAUGCGAGAGGCGGCCAUCCAACUGUUUGGCGACAUAUGCGAGGGCAAGCACGAUGACGGCAGCAGUUCACCCACAUCCUCGAUGGAGGCAUUGAGAGAGCAGCUCAUCGCCAAUCUCUUUCCGUUGCUACUGCAUCUCAGCGAGAGCGAAGUGGCUAUUGCCUCGGCCUGUCGCGGAACACUGCAGCGGGUUUGUCGUCUCCUAACAGCUCCCAGGGUCGUGGAGAUGGCGGAUCAGCAGUUGGGCGAGGAACGAGGUCACCAGCUCAACUACAGCAGCUUUGUGCUGGAAUUUGUCAAGACAAUAGCACUGGAGCUGACGGAUCACAUCCAGGACUUCAUCGAUUCGUGCCUGCCGCAGUUGCGUAGUCAGUGGCCCGAGGUGCGAGGCAGUGCAGCCAUCGUAAUUGGCAUCCUGCACAACUUCCUCAGCGAGAGAAACGUCCAAACGGAAACUGUGGCCAGCAAGAUUGCCGUGCUGCUCAAGGACGAACAGGCGCUGGUGCGGAUGAGGGCAGCCACCGCUCUGGGUUACUUUUUUGGGGACAUCUAGAGCAUCCAGGGGACCAACUCGAUUAAUUAGAUGUGCAGUUUUGUUGUGUGUGUGUUUGUAAAUUAUGACUUAGUAUUGCUCCAAGUGUGAUCCCUUUGCCUCAGCAAUCGUUCCCUUAUUAUGUUUGAUAUGUAACUCUUUGUUUUGUUAUGUAAUCGAAAGUCACGUUAUAUACUAUACAGCAUUAUUUAUAUAUUUAUAUCCAUGUUUAUGCGGAGCGUUUUGCAGCUUUAAGACAGUUGGAAGUUAUAGGAACUCGUAUUCGACAGAAGACUUUGUUACGGACAAUAAAUUACUUCAUAUUAUACUGAGUCUAUUCGAAA
Molecule: messenger RNA, 5686 nt
Organism: Drosophila sechellia
Lineage: Eukaryota; Metazoa; Arthropoda; Insecta; Diptera; Drosophilidae
Gene: c11.1
Product: maestro heat like repeat family protein c11.1
Exons: 9
Coding region: 135-5363 (1742 amino acids)
Cellular component (GO): cytoplasm
Source: RefSeq, a predicted model, not a curated record